Penicillium robsamsonii is the source of this 1938-nucleotide messenger RNA. RefSeq names its product flavin-containing monooxygenase. The record is from RefSeq and is a predicted model, not a curated record. Lineage: Eukaryota; Fungi; Ascomycota; Eurotiomycetes; Eurotiales; Aspergillaceae. Gene Ontology annotation, molecular function: oxidoreductase activity. The coding region runs from base 1 to 1938 and encodes 645 amino acids. The transcript has a single exon.
AUGUCCAGUAUCAUGAGUAAAGACAAUACCACUCUAUUUACUCCCAAUGCGGAGAUUGAUCCCACCCAACUAACCCAAAUGAAAUCCCGGUACGAGGAAGAAAGAAAGAAACGGCUCCGCCACGACGGUAACGCACAGUUCAUCGAAGUCGCAAAGUCAGCUCAGUAUGAGCAUUUUGCGGAUGAUCCGUGGGUUGAGCCUACAUCAAUUCAACCUCUCCAAACCAAGUUCCCCGAGAAGCGAAGCGAAAUCCUCAUCAUCGGCGCCGGAUGGGGCGGGAUCCAGAAUGCCGUCCGUAUGGUCGAGGAUGGCAUACCAGCCGAAGACAUUCGGAUUAUCGACCCAGCUGGUGGCUUUGGUGGCACCUGGUACUGGAAUCGGUAUCCCGGACUUAUGUGUGAUAUUGAGAGCUAUACCUAUCUCCCAUAUCUAGAGGAGACGGGAUAUGUACCCAAGCACCGGUAUUCGCAAGGCGAAGAGAUCCGGGAGUAUGCCAAUCUUGUUGUGCAGAAAUGGGGAUUGGGAGACUGUGCUGCUUUCCAAACUCAAGCACAGAAGAUUGUUUGGGAUGAUGAUGCUAAAGAAUGGUUGGUCGACCUAAUCCAGCGUCGUAAGGGCCAAUCUCCAGAGAGUCUCCAAAUUCGCUCCAGGUUUGUGACCAUUGCUGCCGGUGUACUUAACUGGCCCAAGCUGCCGAACAUCCCGGGGAUUCUGGACUACCAAGGUGACAUGUUCCAUUCUGCUCGUUGGGCAUACCAUGUCACAGGUGGGUCACCCAAAGACCCUGUGCUUGCCAAAUUGAAGGAUAAGAAGGUCGUGAUCAUUGGCACAGGAGCGACGGCGGUGCAAAUUGUUCCGCAGCUCGCAAAAUGGUGCAAGCACCUCUAUGUCAUACAGCGGACGCCAGCCUCAGUGGACGUCCGUGAUCAGCAAGAGACUGACGAAGAAUGGUUCCGUAAAGAGGUUGCACAAUCAAACGGAUGGCAACGAGAGCGAAUGCGGAACUUCCACCAACAUUUCACUCUUGGCAAGAUGCCAGCAGUCAACCUGGUCAAUGAUGGAUGGACCCGCGCUCCUGGCUUGGUUGGUCUAACCGGGUAUACAGAGGGACCUAAAACACCCGAAGAAAUCCCAGCAUACACAGCCCGAUUGGUUGAGAUUGACGCUCCCCGGCAAAAGCGCAUCCAUGCUCGCGUGGAUGAAGAAGUGAAGGACCCCUUCACCGCAGAGAAACUAAAGCCAUGGUAUCCGGUAUGGUGUAAACGCCCAUUAUUCCACGACGACUACCUUAAGACUUUCAACCAAGACAACGUGACUCUCAUCGAUACCGACGGCAAUGGCAUCGACCGAAUGACGGCAGACUCACUAGUUAUUGACGAUAAAUCCUACCAGGUCGAUGUUGUCGUCUUUGCGACAGGCUUCCUUGCGCCGCCUGCUGGUACCCCAUCUGAGAAAUCAAACAUGUCAAUCAUAGGCUUAAAUGGAGUCUCCAUGAGUGAGGAAUGGCCUCGCUUCGGCCCUACGACCCUGCACGGUGCCAUCGAUGUCAAAUUCCCAAAUCUCUUCCUCUGUGGACCUCAGCAGGCAUCUACAAGUGGCAACUAUCGCUUUAACCUCGACGAGUACGCGAAGCACAUCUCGUAUAUAUUGACUGAAGCAAAACGUAGGGCCGGUGGUGUGCAAUUCGUUGUUGCCCCAUCCACAGAGGCAGCAGAGGAUUGGGGCAUGCAACUUAUGAUGCAUUCUGCGCCAAUGGGGGUUGCAAUUGGAUGCACACCGGGAUACUUUAAUCUGGAAGGUGACCUUGAUCGUAUGCCACCCCAGAAACAGAUGGUCUUGGCGCGGUCGGGUCUUUGGGGCUCGGGAAUCGAACAUUGGCUUGGUAUUAUUGAAAAGUGGCGAGCUGAGGGCGACAUGAAGGGUAUUCUGGUGCGUUGA